This is a messenger RNA of Rhincodon typus (whale shark), 757 nucleotides long. Its product is annotated as microtubule-associated serine/threonine-protein kinase 4-like. The coding region runs from base 175 to 690 and encodes 171 amino acids. The transcript is spliced from 6 exons. Lineage: Eukaryota; Metazoa; Chordata; Chondrichthyes; Orectolobiformes; Rhincodontidae. The record is from RefSeq and is a predicted model, not a curated record.
GUGGCUAGUGUAGAAGGCGAACUCGGGCUACGGACGCGUAGCGGUGUGUCUAUCCACUGUUCAAUUCAGUAAAGUUGAGCCUGUCGUAGCAUCGGCGUCGUUACUGAGAGGCAGCUGCAGUGCUACGCUGGGCGCCAGCAAAGGCGAAAAUCCCUUCAGGUCCGGGAGCCGAGUAUGGAGGGUAAACUGGAGGAUUUGCCCGAGAGAGAUGUUUCUGAAAGCUCGUCCGACACACUGUCCGAGGGCGAGCAGAGCGAGUUCUGGGAGCCGGGGAAGGAGAAAGGUGCCGAGGAACCCAGCAGCGAUGAGGAAGCUGCCGACCGAGACGAGGAUGAGGAGAGUGAACGGUUUGACCACAUCUUGUACCCACCAUCCUUUCCAUUUCGCAAGUCCAGCAAUCCUGAUGUUUCUUGUGGUACAGGAAAGACCUUGAAAUUUAAGAGACAACUAAGUGAAGAUGCAAAGUACUUGAGACGAGGCAGUUUGGGUGGAGCUUUGACUGGAAAAUAUCUUCUUCCACCUGCUUCUACACAGCUUUUAUGGCAACAGGCAUUGGAAACGACAAAUCUUGUUCGCAUGCACAGUCAGAUACUGGGUCAGUCAGCUCCUUCUCUCACUGCUAGUUUGAAGGAAUUGAGCCUUCCACGCAGAGGAAGUCUAAAUGUUCCAGAUCUUUCUCUGGUUUCCUGAUGCUCUCUGCCUGAUAUCUCUGCUCCAAACACUGGUUUAUUUUCUGUGCGAACCAGUUGAAUUCCGG